AUGGCCUCCGCCGCCGCCUCCCCCCUCACCUGCCACCACCUCGGCCUCCGCCCCCGCCCCCGCCUCCCCUCCCUCUCCCUCCGCCCCCGCCUCCCCUCCCCCACCACCGUCUCCUCCUCUCUCGCAUCUAACCCCCUCUCCCUCCCCCUCUCCCGCCCCAAGCCGGACAGCCAUGUCGCUGUCGCUGCUGCCCGCCGCGUGCGUGCCUCCGCGUCGGCGGCGCCGGCGCCGGCGCCUGCGCCAGCGCCGAAGGCGGUGGCGCUGCAGGGGGCGGCAAUCAAGCCGCUGCUGGCGACCAUCGCGACGGGGGUGCUGAUAUGGGUGGUGCCCCCGCCCGCCGGCGUGGCGCGCAACGCGUGGCAGCUGCUGUCCAUCUUCCUGGCCACCAUCGUCGGGAUCAUCACCCAGCCGCUGCCGCUGGGCGCCGUCGCGCUGCUCGGCCUCGGGGCCGCCGUGCUCACGCGGACGCUCACCUUCGCCGCCGCCUUCUCGGCCUUCGGCGACCCGAUCCCGUGGCUCAUCGCGCUGGCCUUCUUCUUCGCCCGCGGGUUCAUCAAGACGGGCCUCGGGAGCCGCGUCGCCUACGCCUUCGUCUCCGCCUUCGGGGGAUCCUCCCUCGGCCUCGGCUAUGCGCUCGUCUUCGCCGAGGCGCUGCUCGCGCCGGCCAUCCCCUCCGUCUCCGCCCGCGCCGGCGGCAUCUUCCUCCCGCUCGUCAAGUCCCUCUGCGAGGCCUGCGGCUCGCGCGUCGGCGACGGCACGGAGCGGAAGCUCGGCUCCUGGCUCAUGCUCACGUGCUUCCAGACGUCGGUCAUCUCCUCCGCGAUGUUCCUCACCGGCAUGGCGGCCAACCCGCUCGCCGCCAACCUCACGGCCGCGACGAUUGGGCAGGGGAUCGGGUGGACUCUGUGGGCGAAGGCCGCCAUUGUGCCGGGGCUGCUGUCUCUGGUGUUUGUGCCCUUGAUACUGUACCUGAUCUACCCGCCGGAGGUGAAGACCAGCCCCGAUGCGCCUCGCCUCGCCAAGGAGCGGUUGGCGAAGAUGGGGCCUAUGAGCAAAGAGGAGAAGAUCAUGGCUGGAACGCUGUUCCUCACGGUCGGUCUUUGGAUUUUCGGUGGGAUGCUGAAUGUGGAUGCAGUUUCUGCUGCAAUUCUUGGGCUAUCUGUCCUCCUGAUUUCCGGAGUUGUCACAUGGAAAGAGUGUUUGGGUGAGGCUGUGGCAUGGGAUACCCUUACAUGGUUUGCUGCUCUUAUUGCAAUGGCUGGUUACCUCAACAAAUAUGGCCUAAUCUCUUGGUUCAGUGAGACUGUUGUGAAGUUUGUUGGAGGCCUUGGUCUGUCAUGGCAACUCUCAUUUGGUGUCUUGGUGCUGCUAUACUUCUACUCCCACUAUUUCUUUGCCAGUGGCGCAGCGCACAUUGGAGCAAUGUUCACUGCGUUUUUGUCAGUGUCCAGUGCCUUGGGCACUCCUUCGCUGUUUGCUGCCAUGGUUCUCUCAUUCCUCUCGAACAUCAUGGGUGGCCUCACGCAUUAUGGAAUAGGCUCUGCUCCUGUCUUCUAUGGUGCUGGCUAUGUCCCGCUAGCUCAGUGGUGGGGCUACGGAUUUGUCAUUUCUGUUGUUAACAUCAUCAUCUGGCUUGGUGCUGGUGGCUUCUGGUGGAAGAUGAUAGGCUUGUGGUGAGGAGCACAGUAAACACGGGAUUUUCAUUUCUGUUUCGGUAGAAGACUGAAAGAAAACUAGCUGAAUUGCGGUGGCGCAGGUACCGCUGUCCGCAAGUUUUGUCGACAUGAUUGCAACCAGCAACCCAUUCUUUUAGUUUGUACCAAUACAUUUGUUUCAUCCUUGGGUUCUAACUGUUAAUUGCAAAGCCAGGGUGCAGUUUUACUGGGCAACAAUUGGUAUGUUGGGUCUUGGUGGAUCUUAAUCCGGAGAUUAUCCCCCCUUGUUCUUCUCUUUUAUGAUCACAACUGUU
Oryza brachyantha (malo sina) is the source of this 1969-nucleotide messenger RNA. Its product is annotated as dicarboxylate transporter 1, chloroplastic. Gene Ontology annotation, biological process: transmembrane transport. Gene Ontology annotation, cellular component: membrane. The transcript is spliced from 3 exons. The record is from RefSeq and is a predicted model, not a curated record. Gene Ontology annotation, molecular function: transmembrane transporter activity. Bases 1 to 1677 code for a protein of 558 amino acids. Lineage: Eukaryota; Viridiplantae; Streptophyta; Magnoliopsida; Poales; Poaceae.